Molecule: messenger RNA, 2226 nt
Organism: Fusarium odoratissimum NRRL 54006
Lineage: Eukaryota; Fungi; Ascomycota; Sordariomycetes; Hypocreales; Nectriaceae
Exons: 2
Coding region: 386-2014 (542 amino acids)
Biological process (GO): negative regulation of transcription by RNA polymerase II
Cellular component (GO): Sin3-type complex
Molecular function (GO): histone deacetylase binding
Source: RefSeq, a predicted model, not a curated record
AGACAAUAGAAACACUUCCAGGUUGCUUUACUUCCACUGCCACAUUGUUCUAUCAUUGCAUUGCAUUGCACUGGCACUGACGCUGGCAAUUGUUCGUUUGCUUGCUCUAUUCUACUUUUACCAACCAAUAAGUAUCCAACUUGUUGUGGAGUAGACACCCUCUGAAUCUAUUUGUCUUGGCCAUCUCUUUUACUUGCACUCAGCUCUUUUAUCCCAAGUUGCAUGGACUCUUUACUCUCCCAACCAUUACAACCUCAACCUCAACCUUGAACCCAUAAUCACGAAGAUAGUACGACUCUCAACCUUCUGAAUUCUUUUCUUGAAGCCUACAGAAGCAUUCUUGCAAACACCAGACACCACUUACACAUAACUACAACUAUUUACAAUGGCCGCCAACGAAGCAGCGGCCCUUACAAACAUGGCCAACCGAUCCGACCGACGCUCUCCUGCUCCCGCUUCCCAGUCAAAAAGAGAUCGCAAGCGACAAGCUCUUAUAGAGAGACUCUCUGGCAUGACCGAUAAGUUCCAUCGGGAAAGGGACAUGACAUAUCGCGAUCAGCUCCAGAAGAUCCAGUUCGACAUCAAUCUCGUCCAGCGCUUCGACCCUUACGAUCCAAAGGUCCUUGAGGUCAUCUCUGAACUCCAGAAGGAGCACACCAACACACAAGGUCCUCCGGUCAACGCCGAAGAUGCCCGAAGCUUGCUUGACAUGGCUGGCAUCCGAUUCUCUGACUUCGUUGACGAAGUCGAGGAUUUGGUAGAAAUUCGUGACUUUCAGCUGGCGCAGUCAAAAAAUGAAUACGACCGACGACGAGAAGAAUAUAGAAACACUUACGACUACAAGGUUGAGACCGCCAAGCGCGAGCACCGAGCCCUUACCAACACCCUUCGAGAUCGAUUGGUCAAUACCCUCACCCACAAGAAGAACCGGUUGAACCGCGAGAAAGAGGUUUUGGAGAUUAAUGAUUCCAAUGCCUUGCUACUCAACCCCAAUCAGUUCAGCUUGACCAAUCCUGCGAGCCCCGGUGGUCCCCAUGGAAAGCGAGCCACACGUCUGCGCAAGGACGCCGACGAUAUGCAGAUGUAUUCCGACAACAAGAAGCGCAAGCGAAACGCCGGCGAUGACGACGGCUCACCUGCCCCGACACGACGAGCCCUCGACAACCACAAUACAACACCUCUCUGGCAGUCUGAGAAGGCUCGUGCUGCUGCUAAGCAGAACGGACCUAUCUACAGCAUUGACAAGCUUUUCACUGACAAGGAGCUGUCGCUAAACUAUAACACUGCUGCCCUUGCUGCGCACCAGUACAUUCUUCGCAACCGUGUCAGUGGCGGCGGCUCUCCCGAAGACAGCGAUUCCGGCAAUGGUGAGGCCAAUGGCGACCAGGACGCCGAUUCUCAACCAUCUGCCCCAGCUAUGGAGCGCUCCGUCUCGCACGCCACCCGUAGCACUCGUGGCGGUAAUUUGCUUGACGACAAGAUUUUAGGUCUUGAGGGUAUCACCAAUUUCGAAGUUCACAACUUGGAUAUUCUCCACGCCCACGAACCCCCCAAGAUGCCUCCUCCGGUUCCCCAGCAAUACCUCAAGCCCUACCCUCGUACAGCGGACCAGAACUUCCCUGUUCCCCUGUCUAAUGACGAUAUCACUUCUGAUCUUACGAUCAUGGGCUUCUUCAAGCAAUACGACGCAGCACACAAGCCUGGAGCUCACCUUGAUCGCCCAACUGGAAUGCGCCGGGUUCUCGCUGCUGUAUCAAUACCUUACCAGCAUUCACGAUAUGUCGCUUUUACUAGCGCCCCUAGAGAAGACCCGGAAUAUGUCCGCGAUUCAUUGGGUCUACCAGCUCUCAGCAGCCUUCGAGAUCAGCCAAGCCCAGCACAUGCUGGUGCAGCUACUUCAGUAGCAGCUCUGUCCAGCGCCGCAGUGCCUAUGAGUCGCCAGAGCAGUGCCGGCGGAGUUGCCAUGAGCCGCCAGGGUAGCAGCAGUACGCGUGGCAAGGGACGUAAGAACUAGAGAUUCUCGCGGCGCAAAUGACCUCCUUUUAUAGUAUUGCAAGCGCGGCGCAAAGGCGUAGCAUCGAUUUGGCUUACGGCGGCAUCUGAUUUCAUGGAAGUCCAACCUACAUCAGCGGACGGUGUGGGGUCUGUUAAACGGGCUCAUCAAGUUGGGAUGAGUUUUACUCAAGGCUUGUGGAUAAAGAAACGAGCUGAAACAUCAGCAAUGGA